AUGUUAAUUAAGAAAAUCAGAAUAACGUAUUGGACAAUAUUGAUUGCAAUUUCCACAUUGGUAUUAGAAAAUAGUUUUAUCUACUAACCUAUAAACAAUCUUUUUUUUCAGUUAUCUGCAGUUCUAAUUAAGCAUGCUGAGAAAUUUUUCUACAAAACUCAAGGUGUUUUAUGUCUUCAUCUUCGUUUUAAGAUAUCACAAUCUUAUCAAAUAAUCAAAAGUUUUUCGAGAUUUAUUAUUUAUGUUCUCAUUUCGAAAUUUAUUUUAUCAAUCGGGCUGUGGUUACUUUAUUUUGAUAUUAUUUUUACUCAAAACCCUGGUGAAUUUUUUGUGUAUUGGAAUUUGUUGCAGAACUUUGAAACCUUAGCAUCACCUAUUUGUUUUCUCUAUUCUCACAAAACUUUUAAUGAUAAGGUUAGGAAAUUGAAGAUCUCAGUUUCCAAAAAUGUUUUUCUAGAUACGAGUCAUCGCUAAAUUCAAAUCUGGACCUGGGACAACAAAAGUUCAAACUCUUGCAGGAUCAAAUAUGAUGUUCAAGCAGACGCAGAAUGAUUACUUCAAAAAGCUACAAGAUGAAUGGAAUCGGCUCUAA
This is a messenger RNA of Caenorhabditis angaria, 592 nucleotides long. The record is from the annotation of a GenBank genome assembly. NCBI's taxonomy places the organism in Eukaryota, Metazoa, Nematoda, Chromadorea, Rhabditida, Rhabditidae.